Messenger RNA from Brassica napus (rape), 3374 nucleotides. Its product is annotated as bifunctional dihydrofolate reductase-thymidylate synthase 2-like. Lineage: Eukaryota; Viridiplantae; Streptophyta; Magnoliopsida; Brassicales; Brassicaceae. Bases 73 to 555 code for a protein of 160 amino acids. The record is from RefSeq and is a predicted model, not a curated record. Gene Ontology annotation, biological process: dTMP biosynthetic process. Gene Ontology annotation, cellular component: cytosol; mitochondrion. Gene Ontology annotation, molecular function: thymidylate synthase activity; dihydrofolate reductase activity. The transcript is spliced from 4 exons.
GAGAGAGAGGAAGGUGACCUUGGACCCGUUUAUGGAUUUCAAUGGAGACACUUUGGUGCUAAGUACACAGAUAUGCAUGCUGAUUACACUGGCCAAGGAUUUGAUCAGCUCUUAGAUGUAAUUAACAAGAUCAAGAACAAUCCUGAUGAUCGCCGGAUUAUAAUGUCAGCUUGGAAUCCUUCUGACCUUAAGCUGAUGGCACUUCCUCCUUGCCACAUGUUUGCACAGUUUUUUGUUGCAAACGGAGAGCUUUCGUGUCAAAUGUAUCAGCGGUCAGCAGAUAUGGGUCUUGGUGUACCGUUUAACAUUGCCUCAUACUCACUUCUUUCAUGCAUCCUAGCUCAUGUCUGUGAUCUUGUUCCUGGUGAUUUUAUCCAUGUGAUUGGAGAUGCUCAUGUUUACAAGAACCAUGUUAGGCCUCUACAAGAGCAACUUGAGAACCCACCAAAACCUUUUCCUGUUUUGAAGAUAAAUACAGAGAAGAAACAUAUAGAUUCUUUUGUGGCAGCUGAUUUCGAGCUCAUUGGCUAUGAUCCUCACAAGAAAUAUAUAUGAAAAUGGCGGUUUAGCUUGAAAAAACAGAGUUCUGAAUUUUCUAGUUAAAAUUUGAAUCAUUUUUUUUUUGGUGAUGAUGUAUAACAUUUGGAUGAUAAGAUGUUAAAGAUGGAAUUGAUAUGUAUCCAGGCCUAAUCACAAAGUAGUUAUUGAUAAGCAGUUGGUUUAUCUGUUUUAGCCAAAAACUAAAGUUUUGUGUUUCUUGUGGGCGACGUUACUUUUUUCCUUUUAUGGUGUGAGAUUUUCAUUUUUGUUUUCAUAAUCCUUAACUCUUAUCAGCAUGCAGCUCUGUAAAAUUUUAGUAAUAAGCUUUGUAUCAAUAGUUUUCAGAUUUUUGAUCAAACAAAAAGUUUUCAGAUAAUUGCACAGCCGUUGAAAUGAUAUUUUCUUUUAAUUUAGAUGGUCGACAUCAAAUAUCCAAAAAGGUAUUUAUUUCAACCAACAAAAUAUCUUUUUUUUUUGUUUUGAUCAACACCAACAAAAUAUCUAGAAAAAUAUACUGAGAGGAACUUAGUUGAUUCGGUUAAUAAUAGAUAAAUUAUGCUAAAGUAAGAUUCGAAGUGAUGUUUUGUCUAUGCAUGUUGAAUGGCAGCUGAUGAAUGGAUCUCUAUUAACCCUGAAAUAGACAAUACAUUCAUAUGGCACAUAUUCUCUGCUUCCUCAACUUUGUCAUGUCAUGUCAUGUCGUGUAUGAUAUAUGCAUAUAUCUCUUGAAUUAUUGGAUACUUUUUUUUUACAUUUUUAGCAUUAUAAAAUUUAUAGGAUGACUAGAGAAAAUAAAUUCACAUUCGAUCUGAAAUUUCUUGUAUAAGAAAAACAUCUUCACAAACUAGUCUACGUUCAAAUGGUGUUCUAUAUGUUUAACUCACGAUGUUUGUAUAGAAAUAAGAAAACAAACCAAACUUUAUGCUACUUUUCAUAAUAGAGUGAAGGCACUUUUUAAUAAUCUACUAAUCACAUGCGUAAAACGUAUAAAAGUAGAGUAAACAAACUAGAAGUAUUCUUCUAUAUUAUAAGAUUUGUUCCUUGCAGGUUCCUGUCGAUCUCACGUGUAUUCGUCAUUCUCAUUAGAUACUAUAGAUUUGCAUAUCGAUCUUUUCAUAUCCGAUCGAGCAUAUUUUGCCUCUUACACCUUUCCAGAUAUUGGUUCCUAUACGUCAGAUACUUUCUGACGUAGUUUCUCAAAGGAAAUCAUAUUUUAUCAUUCUACUAUCAAAAUCUUAUAUUCUAACUAAAAGGAUUAAAAACAAUAAUUAUCAUUUCAGCGUGAGUGCGUAAGCUAGAUAAAAUAUUACGGGAUGGUAUAAUGUUUUCUCCAGUGUAAAAUUUAAUUUUUAAACACAGAAAUAAUAUAAAAAAAUUACUAAAAACAAUCACUAAUUUUAAUAACAAAGAAGAAAAAUAAUUCUCUUUGUUUUUAGCUCAGUAAAAAAAAAGCAAAACAGAAAAUAUAUAUAUUUGUAUAUGUAUGAAUCAGUAUUCUUCAGAAUUUACCGAUGUCGUCGGAGACAGAUGCUUGGAAUUAAGUGUUACGUAAUUCAUAUGUUAGCAUAAACCUCCAUGUCCGAUAUACCUAAUAAAACUGAGACCAAGAUACACUUGUGUUGGGCAUAUAUGCUUGAAGUUUAUGCUAAAAUAUAAUUGAAUGAUGGAUUCUUUGGUAGCUGGUUCAAAUAUUAAAGAAUCGAUACUCUUGUGUUGGCUUGUCGAUGGCAAAUAUGCUAUAGUGUUGCAUGGAGAUAAAUAAGUUAUGGGAUUUUAAAAUAUUCCCAAAAAAAACUGAGACCAAGAUGGAUGACGUGAGGACAUAUUUAGUACCAACAAUUCCCUCCUCUAUAAUGUAUUUUAUUCCCUUUUACCCACAACCCUAAAUAACGCUAUUCAGCAUUUUGAAACAUCGUUCAUAUAUGCUUAUCUAUUUGCUUUCUAUCUGCUAUCUCCAUAUUAGGAACCAACUAGCUAGUAGAAGGAAUAUUCGAUUCUCGACUAGUGUAACUGUGUAAACUAACCACGUUCGCAAUAUCACAUCAAAACCUAAACUCGAGGCGUGUUAAUAGCGUGUGAUCAAGAUUCAUCUCUUGCGAAGUUGCGAUCAACUGUAUGUAACAUUCCACUGUCAUUGUCAGUAUGCCUCACGUCGAUCCUCGGCCUGUGAAUUCCACGUUCGUCAGACAAUAUUCGCGUCGUUGUAAAAACACAAAAAAACUUGUCCAUGUAAAUCAUCACGAGAGUUUUCUUCUUUCAAUAGCUUUACAUCAAGCAUGCUAAAUUGUGAACUCUUCUUAUAACAAGUAAGUUAGCGUGUGACACAGAGUAGGAUUACUAGCAUAUUACAACUGCCAAAAAUAUUAAUAUUUUGUCAAUAUGUUAUAAAAGUAAUGUAAAUGAAAGCUUGUAUCAUAUUCAACAAAUUUAAACAACAAAUAUGAAAGUAACAUUACUAAAUAUCAUUUUGUAUUUGAGGUACAAAGACAUAUACAAUCAAACAAAAGUACAAAUAAACCAUAUUACAUGAAAAACCAUCUAUAGUUAGGAAUAAAUAAGUAAUUAGAGUGUGCGAACAUACCGGCACUAGUGCACGAAAAAUAAUACUAGUAUGGGUGGCUUUCAGAAAAAUUAUAGUGUUGCACACUUUUUAUUUCUUUAGUAAUUUUUUUAUUCUUUGACAAUAAGUAAUUAGAUUUUUAACAGAAAAAAUAAAAAUAAAAAUGAUAUUUUACCGAUCCUAUUUUAACAUUUAGAAAUAUUAACCUCACACAACCGUUACAGCAAAAAAUCUACAGUUGAAGCGUUUGGUAAAAGAUUUUAAUUGUAAGCCU